AUUAUAUUACUGAAAAAAAAUUAGUUAAAUAAAAUCUGGCAGAAGGUAAGAUGUUAACUGUCACACAAGUGCUGUCAGGUGCAUUCACGGCAUAUAUAUUCUAUUCAGUAUGGUCACUUUACGUGAUGUAUGCACCAUCGAGCUGUCAGCAGUCCUCUGAAACCUACUGCCUGGCAUCCUACCUGGAAAGAAACCCACUCCUUCCCUUACAGCUAACAGUCCACACAUCUACAAAUGAAAGGUUCUCAAAAUCAACAAAAAUAUGGACCAGUAAAAGUUUUUAUGCUGAUGAUGAAUUUGAAGAAUUGGUGGAAGUCAACGUUCCUAGUAUAACUCGCCACAAUGGAAGUUUGUAUGCGAUGGUGCUGCUCAAUGAGCUGACCAGUGACAGCUUGAAGGACUGGACAAUGAAGCAAAUUUGCAGGUUGACUACUUUUGCUGUUCCUCAGGCAUCAACGUUCAACUUGAUUGGGAACAGUACUGAGACAAAGAAUAUUUCAAAAGUUCCAGAAACACAUUGGAAUUCCAAGCUGCUGAUAAAUAUUGUUAAUGACAAAAUAUCUCUGAACCGUUACAACCUGCCUGCCGAGAUUGCAAGUUACAUGAUGUUGUAUAAUAACAAGGAGUACCUACCCAUUCUGUUCAUUGACGAAAUGGCCAUCAGAUUGAAAGAUCUCGUGCCACUGAAUGCCUCAUCGAGUCAGAUGCCGUUGAGAAUUAUAUACAAGCCGAUGAGCAUUGGCAAGUUGAGACUCUGGGUGAACAUGAAGCAUUCACUUUUGUUCUUCAACCAGCUAGGAUUCUCAGAGAAGGACAUAGAUGAAGUGAAAAACAUCUUCGUCGACACCAACCUCUACCUACUGCUGCUCACCUUCUUUGUGUCUGCAUUCCAUUUAUUAUUUGACUUCCUGGCAUUCAAGAAUGACAUAAACUUUUGGAGGAACAGAAAAGACAUGGUUGGACUUUCAUCCAGGACAAUGCUGUGGAGGUGUUUUAGCACCUUCAUAAUCUUCUUCUACCUCCUCGACCAACAGACCAGUCUGCUGGUACUUGGACCUUCAGGCAUUGGACUCAUCAUUGAAGUAUGGAAGACUACAAAAGCAUUCAAAAUUAAGGUAAAGUGGAACUCAUAUAUUCCAACAUUAGAGUUUGGUCAUUCUAAAAAGAACGAAGAGGAGACUGAAGCCUUUGAUGCACAGGCGAUGAAGUGGCUGUCCUACCUUCUCUAUCCUCUCGUGCUCUGUGGGGCUGUCUACUCAUUGCUCUACACGCCACAUAAGAGUUGGUACUCAUGGACCAUUGAAAGCAUGGCCAACGGGGUGUAUGCAUUUGGAUUCAUCUUUAUGUUACCGCAGUUGUUUAUAAAUUACAAGUUAAAAUCCGUGGCUCAUCUACCAUGGAAGGCAUUCACUUACAAGGCAUUCAACACUUUUAUUGAUGACGUUUUUGCUUUCAUCAUCACAAUGCCGACCACUCAUCGAUUAGCUUGCUUUCGUGAUGAUGUGGUGUUUGUGAUCUAUCUCUACCAGCGAUGGCUGUACCCAGUUGAUAAAAAACGAGUGAAUGAAUUUGGUCAGUCGUUCGACGGCGACACUGCGGCUGAAACGAAAUCGCCGACUAAGGAAUCAAAUGACAAUCCACCAAGAAACGCGAAAAGAAUUAAAAAAGAAAACUAA
Molecule: messenger RNA, 1676 nt
Organism: Helobdella robusta
Lineage: Eukaryota; Metazoa; Annelida; Clitellata; Rhynchobdellida; Glossiphoniidae
Exons: 17
Coding region: 51-1676 (541 amino acids)
Cellular component (GO): endomembrane system; membrane
Source: RefSeq, a predicted model, not a curated record